Messenger RNA from Caenorhabditis remanei, 2544 nucleotides. RefSeq lists its product as uncharacterized. The record is from RefSeq and is a predicted model, not a curated record. The transcript is spliced from 11 exons. Gene Ontology annotation, molecular function: protein binding; RNA binding. The coding region runs from base 1 to 2544 and encodes 847 amino acids. NCBI's taxonomy places the organism in Eukaryota, Metazoa, Nematoda, Chromadorea, Rhabditida, Rhabditidae. Gene Ontology annotation, biological process: RNA processing.
AUGUCUGAUGUAGAUAUGGAAUCUGGUUCUGAUGGCUCUGAUAUGGAGGAUCUUGAUGAAUUAAUCGAGAAAACUAAAAAGGAGUUGUUAGAAAACGAUCGUGAUAUUUGUUGCGCUAAUCGAUUGUUAACAUUGUUGAGCAAAAAUGGUGAUUUCGAAGAACUCGCCGAAAAACGGAAGGAGUUUGUUAAGUGGGCACCCCUGACCCCAUUGAAUUGGAUCAACUGGAUCAAAGAUUUCCAGAACCAACAACCGGAGCCAAGUGUAGAGGACGUGGAAAAAAUGUUCGAGGAAGCUAUCUCUGAUGAAAACUUCGUAGAGAUUUGGGCCGAACGAGUGAUGUACGCAAAAAAGUGUGCAGAUGACGAAACCAAAUCAGAAGACUACGCAUUCUGUCGACAGGUCUGCGAAAAAGCUCUCACCGCAAUUGGAAGUCGUUAUGAUUCAGGCGGCCACAUCUGGCUGUUGUUCUUAAAUUAUGAAACGAAUCAUCUUGAAGAUUUCCUGGAAUCACCCGACUUUCAAAGAUUCGCCGAUCAAGUAACCAAUCUAUUCCAACGUGCUCUGCGUUGUCCUACAGAUCAAUUGGAAGAAGUAUUUUCUUUGGCUGAACAGUUCUGUUCUGAAUUCAAUCAAGGAGAUCAACUUCCUGCGCUGAAAAAACAGUACGACGCGACAAUGCGACAGAAAGAGCAAUUGGCCAAGUUUCAGGAAAUGAUCGACAAAAAAGAGACUAAAAGACAAGGAUUGAAACUUUUUUUUGAAUUUGAGAAAAAGAGUGGAAUGCCUACGAGAAUACAGAUGGCUCACGAAAGACUUGUUUCUGAGUUUUCCGACGAUGAAGAUGCAUGGUGUGCCUAUGGUGCAUGGACUGAAAGCUUUCUUAAGUUGCCACAAGUUUCCGUAGAUGUAUACAAACGUGCUCUUCGUCACUGUCCGUACAGUUAUGUUCUUCAUCAACAAGCUCUACUUGCUCUCGAACGAGCUCGUAAACCACAUCAAGAAAUCGAUGAAUUAUGGGAACGGACGAAAAACACCGUGAUAAACGCUGCUGAAGAUGGUCGUGGUCUUUAUCGAACGUAUGCAUUUCUUCUUCGCCGAAGAAUUGCUCUGUCUGGUUCUUCUGAUUACUCUCCAAUGGCCGAAGUGUUUGAUGAAGGAGCAGCAAUUCUCAAGGAAUGGUUUUCAAUGGCUUGGGAUCCAACUGGUGAAUAUCGUCAAAUGCAGGCAUAUUUCUAUGCUUCACUGAUGAAAGAUAUGGAAAAGUGUCGCAAAAUUUGGAAUGACAUUCUCGCGUCUGGAUUCGGAAGAUUUGCUGGGAAAUGGUUGGAAGCUGUGCGCAUCGAACGACAGUUUGGAGAUAACGAGAACGCCAGAAAGUUCCUCAACAAAGCUCUGAACUCUGUAUCAGAUAACAUCAAUGAAAUUUAUUUGUAUUACGUACAGUUUGAGAGAGAAGAAGGAACACUGGCUGAAUUGGAUACAGUUCUCGAAAAGGUGAAUACUCAAGCGGCACAUCGAGCCAGUCGACCUCAAAAGAAGUUACCUGAAAAGGCUGCAGCGCCUCAAAAAGAUCAUAAAGAAGCAGUUCAAAAAAGAAGUGCUGGAGGUGAACCUAUUGUGAAGAAAGUUAAAUCAGCAGAUGGAGGUUUCAAAGCACCUCAUCCUCCGUCUAUGGCCAAAAAACUACCCUCUCCAUCGGGAUCUACAACUGCCACGGCUCCAUCAGGUUCUUUCUCGACUCCAAAAGCUGAACCUGGAACCGAAGAUGCUCGAACUAUUUUUGUGUCUAAUCUUGAUUUCACCACCACAGAAGAUGAUAUUCGACAAGCUAUUGAGGGUGUCUCUUCGAUUCGUUUUGCUCGGAAAGCUCAUACAGAGGAAACUCAUCGUGGAUUUGCUUACGUCGUCAUGGAGAAUGAUGAGAAAGCGAAGAAUGCGUUGCAGAAAGAUAGAGUACCAGUGAAAGGUCGACCAAUGUUUAUCUCAGCAAAUGAUCCUGAAAAGAGAGUUGGAUUCAAAUUUUCUACUGGUCUUGAAAAGUCAAAACUUUUCGUGCGCAAUGUACAUUUCCAAGCAACAGAUGAUGAAAUUCUUGCCUUGUUUUCAAAGUUCGGAACCGUUACAAGUGUCCGCCGGGUCACCCAUCGUGACGGUAAACCAAAAGGUGUUGCAUUUGUCGAUUUCGAGUCUGAAUCGAGUGCUCAAAAAUGUGUCGCAUCUGGUGACAAGUUGAUCCUCCGUGAAAGAGAAAUUGAAGUCGCUAUAUCAAAUCCACCAAGCAAAAAGGAGAAACACGGAAAAGGAGGUUUCCCUAGCAAAAGAGAAGAGGCAAGAGAGGAGGAUGGAGGACCACGUAAAGGACAUGCAGCGAAACUUCAAUUAGUUCCGAGAGCUCUUUCCACCAAAACUCCUCAAAUCACCGCUCGUCUUGAUGCUAUGGAUGUUUCGGAAACUCCAGCUUCAUCUUCAUCUGGCACAUCUUCCUCCUCUUCCACCCCAUUGUCCAACGAUCAGUUCCGUAAAUUGUUUAUGAGAAAUUAG